Molecule: messenger RNA, 1621 nt
Organism: Phodopus roborovskii (desert hamster)
Lineage: Eukaryota; Metazoa; Chordata; Mammalia; Rodentia; Cricetidae
Gene: En1
Product: engrailed homeobox 1
Exons: 2
Coding region: 322-1548 (408 amino acids)
Biological process (GO): multicellular organism development; regulation of transcription by RNA polymerase II; neuron differentiation
Cellular component (GO): nucleus
Molecular function (GO): RNA polymerase II cis-regulatory region sequence-specific DNA binding; DNA-binding transcription factor activity, RNA polymerase II-specific
Source: RefSeq, a predicted model, not a curated record
GGUUGCUGAAAGAAAAAAAAAGGAAAGAAAAGAAAAAAAUAGCCAAGUGUCUUCUCCUUAUCUGGAUGUCUACAAAUUAGAGAGAGGGAGAGAGCGAGAUCUGCUCCACCAGAGCGGGCGAGAGAGAGCCAGGCCAGACGCCCGGCUUUCUUUCUUUCUUUUUUUUUUCCCCUCCUGCACCCGCCCUGUGCCUUCGCUGAGGCUUCGCCUUGCCUCCUUCCUCUCCGCGCACCCCCACGGGCCCGCUGGCAAAGUGGGGUGGGGAGCGAGGCGCGGGGGGCGGGGGCCGGCGCGGCGGCCAGGGCUGCCGGGCGGCCGAGCAUGGAAGAGCAGCUGCCGGAGCCUAAAAGUCAGCGCGACUCGGGCCUCGGCGCGGUGGCGGCGGCGGCGGCGGUGGUGGCGGCGGCGGCCCCGGGCGGCCUCAGCCUGAAUCUUAGCCCAGGAGCCAGCGGCAGCAGCGGCAGCGAUGGAGACAGCGUGCCGGUGUCCCCGCAGCCCGCGCCCCCGUCGCCGCCGGCGGCGCCCUGCCUGCCGCCCCUAGCCCAUCACCCGCACCUCCCCCCGCAUCCCCCGCCCCCGCCGCCGCCGCCGCCGCCUCCGCCGCAGCAUCUCGCGGCGCCUCCUCACCAGCCGCAGCCCGCGGCCCAGCUGCACCGCACCACCAACUUUUUCAUCGAUAACAUCCUGAGGCCCGACUUCGGUUGCAAAAAGGAACAGCCCCUGCCGCAGCUCCUGGUGGCGGCGGCUGCGGCCGGAGGAGGCUCCGGAGGAGGAGGAAGCCGCGUGGAGCGUGACCGAGGCCAGACUGGUGCAGGUAGAGACCCUGUCCACUCGCUGGGCACGCGUGCUUCGGGCGCCGUCUCGCUCUUAUGCGCCCCAGAUGCGAACUGUGGCCCACCCGACGGCUCCCAGCCCGCCACCGCCGUCAGCGCGGGAGCAUCCAAAGCCGGGAACCCGGCUGCUGCGGCGGCGGCAGCGGCGGCGGCGGCUGCAGCGGCCGUGGCGGCGGCAGCGGCGGCAGCAGCAUCGAAGCCCUCGGACAGCAGCGGCGGCAGCGGAGGCAGCGCAGGGAGUCCCGGGGCGCAGGGCGCUAAGUUCCCGGAACACAACCCCGCGAUCCUCCUCAUGGGCUCCGCAAACGGCGGGCCGGUGGUCAAGACUGACUCGCAGCAACCCUUAGUUUGGCCCGCCUGGGUCUACUGCACGCGCUACUCGGACCGUCCGUCCUCUGGUCCACGCACCAGGAAGCUAAAGAAGAAAAAGAACGAGAAGGAAGACAAGCGGCCUCGGACGGCGUUCACGGCCGAGCAGCUGCAGAGACUCAAGGCGGAGUUCCAGGCGAACCGCUACAUCACGGAGCAGCGGCGACAGACCCUGGCCCAGGAGCUCAGCCUGAACGAGUCCCAGAUCAAGAUCUGGUUCCAAAACAAGCGUGCCAAGAUCAAGAAAGCCACGGGCAUCAAGAACGGCCUGGCGCUACACCUCAUGGCCCAAGGACUGUACAACCACUCGACCACCACGGUCCAGGACAAAGACGAGAGCGAGUAGCUGUGGCCAGCCCGGGGCCUGCGGUCCAACCGCGCCCGCCCGUGCCAUCUCCUGGCUCCGCGGGGCUGCCGCU